Molecule: messenger RNA, 162 nt
Organism: Cinara cedri
Lineage: Eukaryota; Metazoa; Arthropoda; Insecta; Hemiptera; Aphididae
Source: the annotation of a GenBank genome assembly
AUGAGAAACUCACCAAAAUGUGACUGUGGAGCAGAGAAGCAGACCAUCUACCACAUAGCUUUUGUAUGUCCUAUCUACGCCUAUCGAGGUCCCAGAAUCGACUGCCUCACAACCUCUUCCGCAUUUAUUAAAUGGCUGGAAGAAUUAGAACUAGAUCUCUAA